Molecule: messenger RNA, 4811 nt
Organism: Macrosteles quadrilineatus (aster leafhopper)
Lineage: Eukaryota; Metazoa; Arthropoda; Insecta; Hemiptera; Cicadellidae
Exons: 15
Coding region: 398-3973 (1191 amino acids)
Source: RefSeq, a predicted model, not a curated record
AUCGUGAUCUGCUGUACCUACACUGAUCUGGUUGUGUGCAGUAAUCAGUGAAUAAUAUAUGACAAUUGGAAAAUGACCUAGGAACAUUUUUAUAACUGUAUUACGAAUGCAGUGAUUGAGCGAAGUGAUCAAAAAAUGAACCCGUUUGGAACAGAUAUUGAGGUGUGAUCACCGUUGAGUACUUCGACAAAACAAUGCUUAUGACCAAUGAGUUAAAGUCACGUUUGCACAAGGAAUGCGGAAAAGGCUUGAAUAUGGACUAACAAAUGAAUGGAACACCACCUACAAUUCAUCUGAUUUCCAAUGGAUAGUGAAUCGAUGAGGUCUAAAAACACUCUCCAUGGCUGAAAUAAGAAGAAAAAUAUUUUACCUAAAGGCAGAACUGCUACCAGCAUAAAUGUUCGGGACGAAACUCCGUACGUGGAUGGAAACGCACAUCGUGCGAUCUCGAAAGAAGCAGCAUCGCAAUAAAGAAGAUAAAAAAUCUGGCAAUUGUAGUAAACUCAUCGGCAGUUCUCCUUGUCAUAUUGAAUCCAACUCGUUUGAACGACAGUAUGGUAAAAAAAGUCCAAACUACGAUGGAAACAAAAGAGAUUGGGACUUACAAGCCACCGAUGUCAGUGCACCUGCCAAGGCCCCCAUGAGCCUUGGGCCCAAAUCACACGGAACCAUCAACAACCUUUCCUCCCCAGAGUCAGCCUACUCCACGGGAUACUCAACUGACGGAACGUCUCCCGGAGCAUCCUUCCCUCCGGAAUACUACAUAAACAUCCGGACAGGAACCCACUACUUCCAUUCCCAUCCGGGACAGCCUAUUUCGGGCAAAGUUACUUCACAGGUCGCAACUACCGAGGCCUACAAAGUGGGGUCGGUUCAGCCUACUGUGGCGAUAACGGUGGUGAGUCCACGGCCGGGGAGGCAUAAAAAGGAAGAUGGGAACAAGAAGAAGAGGAGUGAUCUUCCGGAAUCAUCUACAGAGGAAGACAUUGUCGAUAGGAUGGGGAAAGUGGUACACUGUGCACCUAAUUCCACGCCAAAGGUGAAAAACAAGCACAUACAUCCUCCUCAAAACAGUUUGCAUCGGAGAACGGAAUCAUAUGACGAAAGUCAACAGAGAGCUUCUAUCCAGAGUCAAGAAUCCGGAGAUUCCUUGUCUAGUGUUCCGGCAUUCCAGUGUACCUCUCCGUACCUACCAGGGGCCUCCCCUAGACAGAGGAACAGGAUUCGGACCAACCCUUGGCUUGCAGCCAAUCAGCCCAAUGGAGGUAAGUCGUACAAUUCCCAAGGAGAGACGUCGUCCACUGUUGGCAGCAGCUCCACCCUCUCGUCCAGUGGUUGUAAGCAAACCAGUGACGACACGUCUCAUCUGUCUCCUCGGUCCAGAGAGAAGAGGAGGCUGAUAAAGGAACAUCUUAGGGACGUAAAGAACUGCAACACUGCUGCUCUCUUUAGUCCUGUACUAAACGGUAAGAAGCACCUGAAUGCUGUGACAACCUGUUCGCCCCAGCCCAACCGAGCUUGUCACCAUUCGCUGAGGAGUCAUGCUCCGGCAUCUUCCUCUUCUUCUCCCUCAUCUUCCCCAAGCUCUGCCAGCGAUGACGAGCAUCAUGGCAAUACGAGCGACUUUUCUGACGAUGACGUCACACUGAACGAGAUGUUGGGGAAGUAUGACGAAAGUUACGUCUACGAGAAAGAGACGGACAUUCUGAGUGACAGUGACCCCACAGACUGUGAGGACCAGGGUGAUUACGAGGACCGAACAGAUAACAGCAAUUUGCCUGACUGCUUACGUCAAGAAGACCUUGACUUCAUUGACCACGGAUCUUUGGUUGAACUUGCACAUUCUGAUUCUGAGUUCUCCAGCAAAGCUCAACUGGUCGGCCAUUGCACCUACCAUCACCUGCCUGGCCACACACCUGAAGUGCUGCGGAAAGGCACCCAGCGAGUGAGAGAACCGCGGAUGAAGAGACAGUCUACCCACAAGUCUCGGGAGAGACGUUCUCGAAGGAGCUCUCGGAAUAGAACUGAGGACGGCAGGAAGAAUAUUGACUCCCCUUUGAUGGCUUCAAAGAAGAGACACAACUCUGGCUCUUGGAAUAGAAUUGACGACAGGCAGAAGAAUCCUAGCUCUCCUUUGAUGGCGUCACAAAAAAGAUGCAAUUCUGGAACCUAUAGGAAGUCCAGUUGUCAGAGUCUGGAAAACAACAACUCGUGUGAAGCAAUCCCUCAAACUCUCAGUCCUAUCCAGUUACAGAGGAGAAGAUGUCUCGGAGAGCAAGGCUCAAGACCUGGAGAAAUGCCGGGGAAAUAUGUUAAUCUAAAUAGAGUUCUAAUGGAAAGACUGAUAAAUAAUCAAAGAAAUGGAACAAGAAGCGCUGAUGGUACCCCAGUAUCCUUGAGAAAGAGAGGGGUUCCUUCUAACUACAAUGGGAAAUAUAUUAAAAAUCAUUAUAUAUCUAACUUGAUAAGCUCUGAUUCAAAUUUUAACGAGCGGAGAAAUAGCUUAGAAGACAAGCAUCAUCUAGGAUCAGAAGCAAAGCCUCGUUCAAAUUCUUUAUCGGUUCAUUCCAACCAGAGUUUACACAGUGUUCCAAGCUCUCCAGGGGCUGGAGUAGUCCUAAAUGACCAUGAUAAAGAAGGAGACUUGAAAUAUCGUCAACUGAUCCAAGAAGCUGAACACAUCAUUGAAGAUUUACAGGUUAAAACGAGAACUGAAUAUCUUUCUCCAACAUUCCGGACUAAAAAUGGAAUGGAACGUGCAAAACCUAGUAGUCCAUUAGUCUUCAGUGUUCCACCUAGUCCUUUGUCUCUGAGGUAUGAUAUUUAUAGAGACGGUGAUGAUAACCAAGUUUAUCCGAAAGAUCAUGAAUAUGUAAACAACAACACAGUUUUCGACCAACCUAUUUAUAGUGUCCCAAAAGAGAAGCCCAAUGAAAAUGAGGAAGGACUUUUCAAAACAUUGUCGAAAACAUUGGAAAAGAUUAUGUUGAGAGGUGAAUCGGACAUCAACAAAAAGCUUGAUAAAAGUGUGUCUGAUCCUUUUUCUAAAGGGAAGAAGAAAUUUGUUAUGCAACCGAGUCCAUCAAUGUUUGCAAACCAAAAGCUAGAACAUCAGAAUGGACAUAUCGGGUUCACUACACCAAAUUUGGUCCGAAGAUCAAGCACUGGAAAUACUCCUUCUAAACUGAGUACUUUUGUCAGUGCAUCUAGACUGAACCAGAAUGAAGUGGCAAACCAAGGUGUGUUCCGAAAGAUUUUCCGCAGGAACGAUAAAUACAAAACUACUUCCUUUGAUGAAAAUCUGGACAAACAUGACUUCCCUGAAAACGGGUUUUGUUUCAACACAGAAAUCAGCAAACUUUCCUGUAACCAUAUAUACGCUAAUGGAGAUGUAUACAAUCAAUCAGUGACUAAGCAAGAUAUACAGAACUCCAGGUACAUGCAUUCAGAGACCAGGAAUCCCCUCACAGACUAUAGUCCAAACGGCAACACUCCAACCUACGUUAACGGAUUUCAACACAUCCCAUGGCAGCAUCGAACCAGCCAAGCAGAAAGGUUAAAACAUUUAACCGAUCUUCAAAGUUCACAGAAGUGUAAAAUCGGUUCCUCAGAGCUUGUGGAGAAGAAACCUUCACUGGUUAGCUUCAGAUCUUUUGACCUCGGGAACAAGCAUGUCGUAAGUUCACGGUACUGCCCUCAAAGUGAGCCUGUGAAAAGAAAAAUUUACACUUGCAGUGCCACCUUCGAAAAACUACAGAAGUCAUUGUUGCGGAAGCAUCCUGAAAUACAACCUGCUAAAAAUACUCUCAAGGAAGAAGGAGUAACUGAGCAAGAAGAGGAUUCAAAUACUUCAGUAGAAUGUGACGUGCUGCAGUCAAAUACAUUUCAGCUUCAAGAAGAGUUUAUCAUGUGUAAAUCUCCUGGACAAAGUGAAAAAAUAGUUUUAAGUUCAAGCACUGGUGAAACUGGGUAAGUUUUGUAAAGUUUACGACUAAGUCAAACGUGAUAUUUCUGUAAGAACUCUUUAUACUGUUAUUUUUAUAACUACUUAGUAAGAUUACCAAACCCCUGCUUGGAUCUGAUCUGAUAUUCUUGCAUUUCUUGUUGAACAUUUAUUUUUAAGGUUCAUUGACUCUUGUUUUUAAGGUGUAAUAUCAAGUAUGAAUGGAUUGGAUAUAUUAAUCAGUUUACUGUUUUGGGCCUUGUAUAUUACAAAUUUUCUUGGUUCUUGGUUGAUUCAAUAAUGUUAUUGAUUUAAAAAAAUUACAUUGUACUCAAACUUAACUUGGUAGACCCACACAAAUGAUAAAUAAUUUUCAAUAAAGUAAAAAGUACUCUUGAGUUUUUUAGCCAGUAAUACAGUGAAGCCUUGAUGUCUUUUAAGAAAUACGUAGCAAAGACAUGUUUUGUUCUAUCGUAUAUUAUUUAUACAGUUUGCCUUAAGCCCUACUGCUACUAUGCUAAAUUGUAUUCAAAACCCAUAAAAAAAACAUCCCAUUCAUACUUGGUUGUUAGAGAUCUCACUGUAAAUAAUUCCUACCUUAAGAUGUAAAAUUACUAGAUAAUUUAUGCCAUACUAUCAUUUUGUAAAAAUUUGUUGAUAUUUGUAGUGUUUAGACAUGUUAAUUGUUAUAUUUCAAUUAAGAUAUAAUUUAUAACUAGAUAUUAGGGUUUUUUUAUUAUUUUUGUAUUGAUAAUUUAACUUAAGCUUUAUUAUUAGUUUUGUUUAGGAGGUGUGUGUAAAAAUUAAGUGUAUUCAUUCCUCAUUGUUUCAUCGGUGUGGCUUCUUAUUUUGUGGAUAUAAAGAUAAA